Molecule: messenger RNA, 1795 nt
Organism: Microtus oregoni (creeping vole)
Lineage: Eukaryota; Metazoa; Chordata; Mammalia; Rodentia; Cricetidae
Product: gasdermin-A
Exons: 12
Coding region: 70-1410 (446 amino acids)
Biological process (GO): defense response to bacterium; pyroptotic inflammatory response
Molecular function (GO): phosphatidylserine binding; phosphatidylinositol-4,5-bisphosphate binding; phosphatidylinositol-4-phosphate binding
Source: RefSeq, a predicted model, not a curated record
GCGAGCUCUGGGCCCUCACCCCACCCCCAGCUGCCAGACAGGACCCAGCAUCACUCCUUCCCUGACAUAAUGACUAUGUUUGAGAAUGUUACCCGAGCCCUGGCUAGGCAGCUGAACCCUCGGGGGGAUCUGACACCCCUAGACAGCCUCAUCGACUUCAAGCGCUUCCAUCCCUUCUGCCUGGUGCUGAGGAAGAGGAAGAGCACGCUAUUCUGGGGAGCCCGCUAUGUCCGCACCGACUACACGCUCCUGGAUGUGCUGGAGCCAGGCAACUGCCCCUCAGAUCCCACAGAUUCUGGGAACUUUAGCUUUAAGAACAUGCUGGAUGCCCGAGUGGAGGGAGAUGUGGACGUGCCAAAGACGGUGAAGGUAAAAGGGACUGCAGGCCUGUCACGAAGCAGCACACUGGAGGUUCAGACCCUCAGCGUGGCUCCCAAGGCUCUGGAGAACUUGCACAAGGAGAGGAAACUGGCAGCGGAUCACCCCUUCCUUAAGGAGAUGCGGGAUCGUGGGGAGAACCUGUACGUGGUGAUGGAGGUGGUGGAGACGGUGCAGGAAGUCACUCUGGAGAGAGCUGGCAAGGCAGAAGGCUGCUUCUCCCUUCCAUUCUUUGCCCCGCUGGGACUGCAGGGAUCCGUGAACCACAAGGAGGCUGUAACCAUCCCCAAGGGCUGUGUCCUGGCCUUUCGUGUGAGACAGCUGAUGGUUAAUGGCAAAGAUGAGUGGGACAUCCCACACAUCUGCAAUGACAGCAUGCAGACCUUCCCUCCAGGAGAAAAGCCAGGAGAGGCAAAAUUCUUACUUAUCCAGGCAUCUGAUGUUGGGGAGAUGCAUGACGACUUCGAGACUUUAAAAGAGGAGGUUCAGAGAGAGACUCAUGAAGUGGAGAAACUGAGUAAAGUGGGGCAGAGCUCCCUGCUCACCUCCCUCAGCAACCUCCUAGGAAAGAAAAAAGAGCUCCAAGACCUUGAACAGACGCUCGAAGCAGCUCUAGACAAGGGACAUGAAGUGACCCUAGAAGCACUCCCAAAAGACGUCCUGCUGUCAAAGGAUGCCAUGGGCGCCGUCCUCUAUUUCCUCGGGGCUCUAACAGUGCUAAGUGAAGCCCAACAGAAGCUUCUUGUAAAAUCCUUGGAGAAGAAGCUCCUCCCAAUGCAGUUGAAGCUGGUUGAAAGCACCAUGGAGCAGAACUUCCUGCAAGAUAAAGAGGGUGUUUUCCCUCUGCGGCCUGACCUGCUCUCCUCCCUCGGGGAGGAGGAACUGACCCUCACAGAAGCCCUAGUGGGGCUGAGCGGCCUGGAAGUCCAGAGAUCCGGCCCCCAGUACACGUGGGAUCCGGACACCCUCCCACGCCUCUGCGCCCUCUACGCAGGGCUCUCCUUCCUUCAGCUGCUGAGCAAGGCUUCCUAAGGCACCUUCUCUGCCUGCUUCCCUCCCGCCUUCCCGACCUUACUGUGCUCUCUGGAACUCUCCAAGUUGCUAGAGUCUCCAGGAUUAACUGAAAUGCCAUGUUCCUCAUGCAUCAUCACCAAAUCCCACCUACCCUAGCGUCUCUCUCCUUCUGUCCUCCAUCUCAGUCACCCACUAAGCCCAUCUCCUGAUGCUUAAAUCGUGAAGAUACAGAAUCAUUCAAAAUCUUUGCAAAUUUGAGCCAUUUCAUUAAGAAAAACAAAGAAGCAAGCAAACAUCAAUUUCCCAGUCAAAUCCUUCCCACUUGUGCCUCAAAAAACAAAUCAAACAAACAAACAAACAAAAACCUACCCUUUCUGGAAUAAAUGGAAAAUAUUAUAUUAUG